This is a messenger RNA of Cucumis melo (muskmelon), 5627 nucleotides long. RefSeq lists its product as uncharacterized. Gene Ontology annotation, molecular function: metal ion binding; ATP-dependent chromatin remodeler activity; ATP binding. Lineage: Eukaryota; Viridiplantae; Streptophyta; Magnoliopsida; Cucurbitales; Cucurbitaceae. The coding region runs from base 312 to 5393 and encodes 1693 amino acids. The transcript is spliced from 21 exons. The record is from RefSeq and is a predicted model, not a curated record.
CGAUAGAUCGGUCGAAACCGAUUCUCUCUCUUACCUAAAGCGACGUAUCGAACGCUGUAUUGAAGUUGUAUUCAUUGGCUUCCUGUAUUUCAAGUAACCCUGCAGUUUACCCCAAUGUAUUUUCUCUCUAAUUUCACUUAAAUUUCAUCACUAACAGAAGAAUUUUCGGCUUCUUCUUCGUGGUUGCGCACCUAUAAGCACACUCUUUGGUUCCCAGAAAAGAGCUUAACUCAACUAGCAUCGGCAUGUCUAGUGGAUCAAGAAUUCUGUGAUUCAAAUCCCCACCCCUUGUACUCAAAAGAAAUUAUAGAAUGGGUAGAAGGAAGCAAAAGCAACCUCAUUGCUCUGGGGGAAUAAGAUUUGAAGACCGUGGGGAUCCCAAGACACAACUUGAUAUUAAUGGGGUUGCGGAAACUGCUGCGGAAACAUCAGACAUCAAACUUGACGAGGUUAACGAGCCCAUUUUUGUUGAAGUUGAUCGAAGUGGAUGGUAUUCCAAUGAGCACUAUGAUAUUUCUGAAGUUUUUCUAGUGGAUGUAAGGUUAGAAAACCCUUUUGUCCGUUUUUGCUUGGAUAAAAGUAUUCGUGAGAACUCGAGAUACUCGUUAAGGUUUCGGUUGUGCAAUGUAAAUGGAUCUCUCCUUGAUCGUAUUAAGUUUGGUCAUUGGCCUGUUUUAUCUUCAAAUGAUAUAUUUUUGGAACUUAUUGAGAGAGACAUCGAGGAAGAUGUGAAAGCUUGCUCGGUGGUGUUAUCGGGUAAUUUUGAUGGACCUGAUGAGGCCAUUUCUGGACUUGUUCAUCUUGCAAAUCUGAAGCUUAUGACGUUGAGGCCAGUUGAUGGUGUUUCUUUUUCCCAAAAUACAGGAUCUCUGAGGUUGAGGGUGGAAAUACUAUCGAGUGCUUUUGAUGCUUGUGAGUCAAUAUUUGAUAAUGGCAGGCAGUUGUGGAAAAAGAGUAUGAUGAAUACCAUUGCUUGGUUGCGCCCUGAAGUAGUAUUAUCUGAGGUCAAGUAUGGAGUUGUUAAAUCGACUAAUAUGGACACUCAUUUGCAUCAUGAGCCGGGGGAUGACGCGUCCAACUCUAGAAAACAUGUAAAUUUUGAUACUAUUAGCUUUUAUGACGCCAUUAAGCCAUCCAAAGAUGAACCCGGGCUUGAUGAAGACAUUCCCAAUUUGCUUCCGAAACUAAGACCUUAUCAACGUCGUGCUGCCUACUGGAUGGUACAGCGGGAGAAAGGAUUUUCCGGAAAUUCAGGUUUGGGGGAAAAUGUGCAGCUUAUAUCUCCCUUGUGUAUGGCCCUGAAAUGUCUUAACACUUGUUUGAGAGUGUUCUACAAUCCUUUCAGUGGAAAUCUUACUUUGAAUGCAGAGCAAAUUUUGCCACAUGUUUACGGGGGUAUUCUAGCUGAUGAGAUGGGUCUAGGAAAAACUAUUGAGCUACUGGCAUGCAUACUUUCUCAUCAGAUGUCAGUGUUUGAAGGUGGAAAAGGGUUUGAUGUUGAAGUCCGACAGCUUGUUGAAGAUCAGAGAACUGAAUUUAAAAGAUUGAAAAGGGAGCGUGUUGAGUGUCUGUGUGGAGCUGUUAGUGAAAAUUACAGAUACAAAGGGUUGUGGGUGCAAUGUGAUAUUUGUGAUGCAUGGCAACAUGCUGACUGCGUUGGUUAUUCACCUAAAGGAAGAAUUGUCAAACCCGUUGACACUGAGGAUGGGAACAGUAGAAGGGAAAAGAGAAACAAUAAGAAUACAUUAAAUGUAAUUGUUAGAGCUGAGGAACAUGUCUGUACACCUUGCUUAGAGCUGAUGCAGGCUACUGAUUCUCCAAUGGCUACAGGUGCAACUCUAAUUGUCUGUCCUGCUCCCAUAUUAUUCCAGUGGCAAGCUGAGAUUUUACGUCAUACUCGUCCAGGUUCAAUAAAACUACUUGUCUACGAGGGAGUGAGGGAUACUUCUCUUUUAGGCACAUUGUCUGUUCAGAUUAACGAUCUUAUCAACUCUGAUAUAGUCUUAACAUCAUAUGAUGUGCUUAAAGAAGACCUAUCACAUGAUUCUGAUAGGCAUGAAGGUGAUCGUCGCUUCAUGAGAUUCCAGAAGAGGUACCCUGUUAUCCCUACCCCUCUCACUAGGAUAUUUUGGUGGAGGAUUUGUUUGGAUGAGGGACAAAUGGUAGAGAGCAAUGCUACUGCUGCUACUGAAAUGGCUUCACGACUUUAUGCUAGUCACCGCUGGUGCAUCACAGGGACUCCCAUACAAAGGAAACUUGAAGAUUUAUAUGGAUUACUGCGAUUUCUGAAAGCAAGUCCAUUUAAUGUUCAUAAAUGGUGGGUUGAAGUUAUAAGAGAUCCAUAUGAGAGGAGGGAUCCUGGUGCUAUGGAAUUCACACACAAAUUCUUUAAGCAAAUAAUGUGGCGUUCUUUAAAAAUACACGUUACAGAUGAAUUGCAGCUACCUCCCCAGGAGGAGCAAGUCACUUGGCUAAAGUUUUCACCAGUUGAAGAGCAUUUUUACCAGAGGCAGCAUGAAACUUGUGUGAGUUAUGCCCGUGAAGUUAUUCAAGGUUUAAAAGAUGAUUUUGUCAAAAGGAAAGUCCCAGGUUAUUGUGUUUCUUCUGAUAUUCCAUCUGAUCUUCUUGUCACCCAUGCCGAUGCUGGUAAGCUGCUGAGCACACUUUUGAAACUUCGCCAAGCUUGCUGUCACCCACAAGUAGGAAGUUCGGGACUACGCUCAUUGCAACAAUCCCCAAUGACAAUGGAGGAAAUAUUGAUGGUCCUUGUUAGUAAGACGAGGAUAGAAGGAGAGGAAGCUCUGAGGAGGUCAGUUGUUGCUUUGAAUGCACUUGCUGGAAUAGCUAUUAUUGUGAAGAAAUUUUUUGAAGCCUUCUCACUAUAUAAAGAAGCUCUAGAAUUGGCAGAGGAGAACAUUGAAGAUUUUCGCUUAGAUCCUCUAUUGAGCAUUCACAUCCAUCACAAUCUUGCUGAGAUACUUCCAUUAGCCGUGAACCAGUCACAAUCUCGUUUAAAAGAUCAAUUUUGUCCAAGAACUUGCGAAGUGAAGGCAUCCAGGAUGGAUGACUCUGAAAAGUAUGUUGGUCAUGUUCAUAUCAUGAAGAAACAAAAAGUUAGUGAGACCCUGUAUGCUACUUGCAGUGAAGAUAAUACAGGGAAGAUGAUAGACCAUCCUCUUCAGCUGACAGGAAAAGAUACAAACGCCAAAAAGGAAGAAAACUAUGAGCCCCAUCGGUCAAAUAGUUACUUUGAUGAAAUAUUCGUAAGAAAAGUAUGUGAGGUUAUGAGGCAGAAAUAUCUAGCUGUCUUUUCCUCAAAGCUAUCUAUUGCCCAGCAAGAGUUCACAAAGUCCUACAUGCAGGUUGGAAGUGAACUCAAAGACAGGGAAAAUCUUAACGACGUUUGGUGGUUAGAAGCAGUUCACCAUGCUGAACAGAAUAAGGACUUCUCUCAUGAGUUGAUAAGAAAGAUUGAAGAGGCUGUAUCUGGAAACCUGAACAACUCAAAAUCUAGAGUUGGAUCUCGUUUCCGCAGCAUUAGUGCUUUGAAGUAUCAUGUUCAGAGUGGUUUGGACCUUUUGGAAGCUUCUAGAAAAGUGGUGCUGGAUCGACUUUUAGAAAUUGAUCAGACCAUGGAAAAUCCAAAAGAAGAAGAUAUUGAACGUGUUAGGUACUGUCGAAAUUGUCAGGCAGACAGUAAUGGACCACCUUGUGUUCUUUGUGAACUAGAUGAACUAUUUCAGGAAUACGAGGCAAGACUUUUCCGGCUUAAUAAAGUACAAGGAGGAAUGGUUACUUCUGUUGAAGAGGCUGUUGAAGCUCAAAAGAAGAAGUCAGCACUCAACCGUUUCUAUUGGAGUCUAUUGCAGCAAGAUAAGAACUCAAGUUCAUCUAAAGUUGGACAUGAAGAACCUAACAAAAGAGAUGUUGGAGAAAAAGUUAUGGUGUCUAAGCAUCCUUCCGAAUUGGAGGUUGUUCUUGGUGUUAUCAAGAACUUCUGUAAGACGCAACUAGGAAGAGAAAGUAUAGCAGCAGCCAACAAGCAGCUACACCUUCUGGAGUACAUGCGAAAGGAGUAUGGACAUGCAAGGUCCUUGGCCAUUGCACAAGCUCACGUUUUGAAUGCUCAUGACGAAAUUAAGAUGGCAACCACGAGAUUAUGCUUAAGGGACAAUGAUGAUGACAGCUCAGCUUUUUCUAUUAGUGAGCACGAGUUACCUGCAGCUAGUGUCCAGUAUUCUAGCGAUAAGUUCAUGUCCUUGGCUAUGUUAUCACGUGUAAAAGGAAAGCUUCGUUAUUUGAAGGGUUUGGUGCAAUCUAAACAGACCAUACCGUUACAUAGUUCCAGUGAUCUAGCUUUAACUCAAGAACCGGCUAUCACGUCAACAGCUAUGGAACAAAAGAAUGAGAACACAUUGAAAGCUGAUGAGGAAUCAUGCCCUAUUUGCCAAGAAAAACUAAGCAAUCAAAAGAUGGUUUUUCAAUGUGGACAUAUUACAUGCUGUAAAUGUUUGUUUGCAAUGACUGAAAAAACACUGCAUGGUAGUAAAAUUCAAACUAAAUGGGUGAUGUGCCCAACCUGUCGCCAACACACAGAUUUUGGGAAUAUUGCUUAUGCUGAUGAUAGUAAAAAUGAAACACUGGAUCCUUCAACUUUGCUCGAAACUUCUAGAAAGCAUGAAAUGUCCAUUACAGUUCAAGGUUCCUAUGGAACAAAGAUUGAAGCAGUUGUAAGACGAAUAUUAUGGAUCAAGUAUACAGAUUCAGAAGCGAAAGUUCUAGUUUUCUCGAGUUGGAAUGAUGUUCUUGACGUUUUACAUUAUGCAUUUGCUGCCAACAACAUUAGCUUUAUCAGGAUGAAAGGAGGCAGAAAAUCUCAAACAGCCAUUAGUGAAUUUAGAGGACAGAAGAUUAAUGCAAAAGAAAAUAAGAAGAAACGGCUAUCGACAGACUUGCCAGAACUAAGAUCUGCUCAGGUUCUAUUGCUCUUGAUUCAACAUGGAGCUAAUGGCCUAAACCUUCUAGAAGCUCAACAUGUUGUCCUUGUGGAACCACUUCUCAAUCCAGCUGCAGAAGCGCAAGCAAUUAGCAGGGUACACCGAAUUGGACAAGAAAAUAAGACGUUUGUGCACCGAUUCAUAGUUAAAGACACAGUGGAAGAGAGCAUAUACAAGCUAAACAGAAGCAGAGAGAGCUCCUCCUUCAUCACUGGAAACGCAAAGAAUCAAGAUCAGCCUUUUUUGACGCUUAAAGAAGUGGAGUCUCUUUUUGCAUCCAAAGCAUCGCCAUUGGGGGAAAAUGAUGACAAGGGAAGUGAAACGCUAAGGCAGUUGGCUCCUUCUAUGGCUGCUACUAUAGCAGCUGAGAGAAGACUCAGAGAGCACACCACAUAGGAUGAUUUUUUCUUAGAUAAUAAAUUAUUUAGUCUUAGAAUAUUCGUUUCUAAUGAGGAAAGUGAAUAAAGUUGUUUAUUGGCCCCAUUAGUGGCAUCACCCCAUUUCCCUUAACACGCCCUUCUAUUUCUAAACUAUUACAAAAAUCAUGCAUAUAGAGUCUUUGUUAGGUUGAACGUUAAGUUGAAAAGUCACUAUGGUUCAGGUUUAAAAUUAUUGUACAUUAUUUUUUCA